GUUGCCGGGCCCUAUAUCCGGUGUCCGCCCGCCCGCCCUCCGCUCCGCCGCCGCCGCGAUGCUGUCCCGGUCCCGCUGCGUGUCCCGGGCGUUCAGCCGCUCGCUCUCCGCCUUCCAGAAGGGGAACUGCCCUCUAGGGAGACGUUCCCUGCCUGGGAUCUCCUUAUGUCAGGGACCAGGUUACCCUGACAGCAGGAAGAUUGUCAUUAACAACAGUAGUGUCUUCAGUAUUCGCUUCUUCAGAACUUCAUCUGUAUGCAAGGAUGAUGUGAUUACAGUCAAAACCCCAGCAUUUGCAGAAUCGGUCACAGAAGGGGAUGUCAGGUGGGAGAAAGCUGUUGGAGACACAGUUGCAGAAGAUGAAGUGGUUUGUGAGAUUGAAACUGACAAGACAUCUGUGCAUGUUCCAUCACCAGCAAAUGGCGUGAUUGAAGCUCUUUUGGUACCUGAUGGGGGAAAAGUAGAAGGAGGCACUCCUCUUUUCACACUCAGGAAAACUGGCGCUGCUCCUGCGAAGGCCAAGCCAGCUGAAGCUCCUGCUGCCGCAGCCCCAAAACCAGAGCCUGCAGCCUCGGCAGUUCCUCCUCCGCCUGCAGCAUCUAUACCGACUCAGAUGCCACCAGUGCCCUCGCCCUCACAACCUCUUGCUAGCAAACCGGUGUCUGCAGUAAAACCAGCUGCUGCCCCUGCAGUAGCUGAGCCAGGAGUUGGCAAGGGUCUGCGUUCAGAACAUCGGGAAAAAAUGAACAGGAUGCGGCAGCGCAUUGCCCAGCGUCUGAAGGAGGCCCAGAAUACCUGUGCAAUGCUUACGACUUUCAAUGAGAUUGACAUGAGUAACAUUCAGGAGAUGAGGGCUCGGCACAAGGAAGCUUUUCUGAAGAAACAUAACCUCAAACUAGGCUUCAUGUCGGCGUUUGUGAAGGCCUCAGCCUUUGCCUUGCAGGAGCAGCCUGUUGUAAAUGCAGUGAUUGACGAUACAACCAAAGAGGUGGUGUACAGGGAUUAUAUUGACAUCAGCGUUGCGGUGGCCACCCCUCGGGGUCUGGUGGUUCCCGUCAUCAGGAAUGUGGAAAGUAUGAAUUACGCUGAUAUUGAGCGAACCAUCAGUGAACUGGGAGAGAAGGCCCGAAAGAAUGAACUUGCCAUUGAAGAUAUGGAUGGUGGUACUUUCACCAUCAGCAACGGAGGCGUUUUUGGCUCGCUCUUUGGAACACCCAUUAUCAACCCCCCGCAGUCUGCCAUCCUGGGCAUGCAUGCCAUAUUUGAUAGGCCAGUGGCUAUUGGGGGCAAGGUAGAGGUGCGGCCCAUGAUGUACGUGGCCCUGACAUAUGAUCACCGGCUGAUUGACGGCAGAGAGGCUGUGACUUUCCUCCGCAAGAUCAAGGCAGCGGUAGAGGAUCCCAGAGUCCUCCUACUAGACCUUUAGGAGGAAGCCACACGCCCUACACAUCGACCAUGCAGGAACUGAAAACCAGUCUUCUCCCUGUCCCCUUACGGGCCCCAGGUUAGCCUGGUGACAGACAGGCAUAUGCUGUUGGCCUCAAGCAAGGAAACCAGGGCACUAUGUAACCAGCAGUUGCAGGUCUCUUCUUUGGUGUUCCUGCCAGGCUCUCUCCCUCUCUGCACCCUUCUCUUACACUCGAAUAUCUUAUUUCCUAAGGCUUGAGGGAGAGAGAGAGCCUUAAUGGAUGCUCGUUAAUAUUCCUGCCCUUCCUCCACUAGCCCUCUGCAGAGAUGAUUCUGCUUCUCCCCUGUGUCAGUAUACUGUAGGGAAACCACUGGCGACCAUGUGAUUAAGCUUCUAUCUUUUGGAAGUCUGUUCUCCAGAGAUGCCUAGGAGGGUGGUGUGCCUCCCAAGCUCGGAGCAGCCUCUGUCCUGCCUGUGCACAUCCUCACCCGAUUCCAUCUGAGUGGAGGUAUUGACCACAGGCCAAGAGGUGCUGCUCUGCUUCUUAAAUGGCGCCUUCAUUCUCAGCUGUCAGUGACUUCAAGCUGCCUCUUCUACCUCUUCCAGGAAGCACAGGCCAGGAGAUUAAGGGGGUUGAGGGGAUGGAUAGGCAAUGUUAAGAGGGGGAGAGGGCAGAUCCUCCCUGAGGUCAUAUGUUGUCACCGAGACAGGAGCAGAAUCCAGGUCUGCCCUCACACUCUUCAUCGUAGCUUUGCACCAGGAAGACCCAUUUUGGCACAGCCACACACUACUGUGGUUGUGACCACCUUUCCAGGCUGCUAGGAACCAUUCUACCACAUUGUUCUCACUUAGAGCAGAUCCUAGCACAUGGCAGUGAGACAGAGCAUGUCACAGCCAAGGGCUAGAUGGCGCCUGGUAGAGACUGGGGUGAAGGAGGCUUCCUAUGGACUGGCUCUGGUUGACUUGAGCUUCUAAAUUCCAUUGGUAAAAGCCUGUGGGUAAAAGGUGGCUCUGUUCCUUCCUGCAUCAUGGCCCUUAGGGAGCAGGGCCUUAGCUCUUCCUCUGCAGAACACAGGUCUGGGGGGAGGAUGGAUGGUGGUGGAAACUAGCCCGAGAUUCUAGUACACAGUAGGUAAGUGGCUGAUGUCACCUCUGAGGUAUUGCCCGUUUUUGCUUGGGCACAAUCAUUGGUAUUCCUUGGAGCAUGAUUAAAUGCACACGUCUUGUCAUGAAAGCUACUGGGCUUCAUCACUUUGUAUCCAGCUGCAUCCAGGCCUGAGGCUGCUGAGCCAUUUCUUUAGUGCAGGGUGUCCAUUUGUACUUUGAUAAAAGAAGCAAGGCCUGAGGGUUGGGGUGAGGGAAGGGGUGGGAACCAGUACUGAGUGCCUGCAGCAUCUACUAUGUCUUCACUAUUCAGAACUUGUAACUAAAAUAUUUAAAGAAACUGAUUUUAAAUGCAAAUUAAAGGGCAAGUAUUUGCAAACAG
This is a messenger RNA of Camelus dromedarius (Arabian camel), 2894 nucleotides long. It is a transcript of the gene DLST, whose product is annotated as dihydrolipoamide S-succinyltransferase. Gene Ontology annotation, cellular component: mitochondrion; oxoglutarate dehydrogenase complex. The record is from RefSeq and is a predicted model, not a curated record. Gene Ontology annotation, biological process: tricarboxylic acid cycle. The coding region runs from base 59 to 1426 and encodes 455 amino acids. Gene Ontology annotation, molecular function: dihydrolipoyllysine-residue succinyltransferase activity. The transcript has 15 exons. NCBI's taxonomy places the organism in Eukaryota, Metazoa, Chordata, Mammalia, Artiodactyla, Camelidae.